Molecule: messenger RNA, 748 nt
Organism: Chrysoperla carnea
Lineage: Eukaryota; Metazoa; Arthropoda; Insecta; Neuroptera; Chrysopidae
Exons: 3
Coding region: 149-619 (156 amino acids)
Source: RefSeq, a predicted model, not a curated record
CCCAGUCGGACUUUGUGAUCACAAAUAAUUAACAAACAAUAAUAUUUGUGUUAAACAAAGAGAUAAAAAAAACGAGACGAGAGAAGAAGCAAGAGGCAUUAAAUUCAGAAAAACAAGCUAAAUAAUUUACAACAAUCACCAAGUAACAAUGAUGAAAUUUGUGUUGUUUACCGUUUGCCUUGUCGUUGUGGUUUAUGCCGCCGACUCCAAAGACAAAGAAGCUGUCCAAGAACCACCAGUUGAGAAAACCUACAAACGGCUUAUCCCUGCUGAUGUUUUAAGAGAUUUCCCUGGCAUGUGUUUCGCUAGUACAAAAUGUGCUACUGUUGCACCAGGUGAAACUUGGGAUUUAGCACCAUUCUGUGGUCGCUCAACUUGUGUUGUUUCAAAGGAUACACCACCACGUCUUCUUGAAUUAGUUGAAGAUUGUGGACCAUUACCUCUCGCUAAUCCAAAAUGCAAACUUGAUGAAGAAAAAACCAACAAAACCGCAGCAUUCCCAUACUGUUGUCCAAGCUUUACAUGCGAAGAUGGAGCUAAAUUAGAAUAUCCAGAAAUUCCAACUGUAGCCCCAGUACCAAGUGAUGCUAGCUCAACGGAGGCAGCUGAAAAAGCAUAAAUUAUUUAUGACUGAAUAAUUUUCUUAGAACUAUUUCGUAGCGGAAGAAAUCCAACUGUGUUAAAAAAAAAUUCAAAAAACUAAAAUUAUAACAUCGAAGUCAAUUUUUCUCAUUUUUUUGUUUGUUUU